Messenger RNA from Strongylus vulgaris, 204 nucleotides. NCBI's taxonomy places the organism in Eukaryota, Metazoa, Nematoda, Chromadorea, Rhabditida, Strongylidae. The record is from the annotation of a GenBank genome assembly.
AUGUUAAACAAUUCAAAACUGAGCUUGAAGGAGAUGAAUUACGUUCUGUCGUUAGGUAUGGAGGAAGGGGAGUUCUCGGAAGCCCGCGACGAUAUGGCUGCUUUGGAAAAGGACUACGAAGAGAUUGGAUCUGAUGAAUACUUUGAUGACGAUGAGACUUACACCGCCUCUCGUGGAAACAGUGCUUAUUCACGAAAAUUCUAG